CCGAAUUAUCCAACUGUUCCAAUGGCAAUGGAUUCGGAGGAGGAGGAGACGUCUUCCAUGUCGCCGUGGUCGUCGUCGUUGUUGUCGGCGGCGGCGUCGUCGCAGCCGCUGCUGCUGAACCCGGCGUACGCGCGGAGCAAGUCGGUGAUCCACGACGAGCUGCGCAGCUUCCGGGUGUUCCUGCAGUGGUGCGCGCUGGACCACUCCUCCCGCGCCGCGCGGGCCGCGUCGUACGCGGCGUUCCUCGCGCUGGCGCUCGCCGUCCCCGCCGCCGUGUCGCUCUCGCUGCGCGCCGACGCCGGGGCGUCCCCCGUGUCCGCGUCGGCGAUCACGUUCAACCGCGUCGCGCAGGCCCCGGCGACGGGGCUGGCGGCGAUCUCGUUCGCCGCGCUCGCGUCCUUCUUCCGCCGCGGCGGCGGGCUCCGGCAGCUGCUGUUCCUCGACGGCGGGCUCCGCGACGACACCGCGUUCGUGCGGCGCGGGUACGCGCGGGAGCUGGACCGCGCGUUCCGCCUCCUCGCCGCGCUGCUCCUCCCGUCGCUCUGCGUCGAGGCCGCGCACAAGGCCGUAUUCUUCUUCGCCACCGUACGCGUCGAGCCGCCGCUCCCCCUCCCCGGCGUCGGCGUGCCGUGGCGCGCGGUGGCGCUGGUGGCCACGGUGGCGUCGUGGGUGUACCGCACGGGCGUGUUCCUCCUGGUGUGCGUGCUGUUCCGCCUCACGUGCGAGCUCCAGAUCCUCCGCUUCGAGGGGAUCUACCACAUGUUCGACGUCGAGGCGCGCGCCGCCGCCGCCGAGAUCUUCGCCGAGCACCGCCGCAUCCGCACGCAGCUUCUCGCCACCAGCCACCGCUACAGGGCAUUCAUCCUCUCCUGCCUCGUCACCAUCACCGUCAGCCAGCUCGGCGCCCUCGUCGUCGCCCUCUCCUCCAAGGACGGCAAGAGCUUCGCCAACUCCGGCGACCUCCUGGUCGGCUCGUCGGUGCAGCUCAGCGGCUUCUUCAUGUGCCUCUUCGGCGCGGCGAGGAUCACGCACAGAGCGCAAAGGAUCGUGUCCAUCGCGAGCCAGUGGCACAUGAGCAUGGAGGCCGUGGCGCACCACGCCAAGUCGGCGCCAUUGCCGGCGGCGCCCAGCUCGUCGGCCAGCGACGUGGACGCGCCGCACCAACCGGAGCUCGGGACGACGACGACGGCGGCGUGCGCCUACAGAAGCAGACACGCCCUCGUGACGUACCUGUGCCACAACAGCGGCGGGAUCACACUGUUCGGGUUCACGCUGGACAGGGGAUUGCUCCACACCAUCUUCGCCUUCGAGAUGACUCUCGUGCUAUGGAUUCUAAGCAAAGUCCUCUCUUAAUUAAUUAUUAGCUCGUGUUAAUUGUUAAAAUUUCCUCACCAGUUUGCAAGAACGCAAUUAUGCAAUGUGUCAGUAAAUGUUUAUGAGUGUGGUAUGUUUCAGCAAUUGGACGAUGUACAUAUAAUCGUCUACUCCCUCCGUUUCAUAUUAUAGGUCGUUUGACUUCGGUCAAAAUCAAAUUAUUUCAAAUUUGAUCAAGUUUGUAUAGAAAAAGUAAUAAUAUUUUUAAUCCAAGAUAAAUAUAUUAUGAAAAUAUGUUCCAUUAUCAUUUAAUUGAUCUAAUUUGGUGUUGUAAAUAUUAAUAUAUUUAUCUAUAAAUUUAAAUUAGUUUGAUUUUAACCAAAGUCAAAACGACUUAUAAUCUAAAACGGAGGGAGUAUCAUUCUGAACUUCUGGUGUAUAAAUGUAAAAAAAAAGAUUCAGAUCAUGUGGUUGGAUUAGUAAUGUGGCAAUUCUGAAA
This is a messenger RNA of Oryza sativa Japonica Group (Japanese rice), 1813 nucleotides long. RefSeq lists its product as uncharacterized. NCBI's taxonomy places the organism in Eukaryota, Viridiplantae, Streptophyta, Magnoliopsida, Poales, Poaceae. The record is from RefSeq and is a predicted model, not a curated record.